Messenger RNA from Bemisia tabaci, 1787 nucleotides. The record is from RefSeq and is a predicted model, not a curated record. Lineage: Eukaryota; Metazoa; Arthropoda; Insecta; Hemiptera; Aleyrodidae.
UCUCCUGACUGAAUUCCUGAUUAGAUCUGAUUUCUUCGGACGCUUCGGACAGUUGUUUCUCUCAAAAGAUUUUUGAUAAAGUUCCGUUUUCUACUUUCUUUUCAUAGCUUUUCCUUGCGUCACUACAAAAAUGUUGCUUGUUCAGUGUCUUUUAUUACUUCUUGUGGUCGCUUGUUUAUCGGAGGAGCAUGGCUGCAACAUUUUUGCCACUAUUCUCCGUGAGACCAGCAAUGAGGGUUUUCACAGGAAACUGACAUCUUUGGUGGAGGUGGUCAAUGUGCACUCAAAUCUUGAUAAUUGUCAAUUAGUUUUACAAGAGAAUCUGCCCAGUAAUGUCUUUGUCAAUCCUGAUGAAUUACGAGCGUUGGCUAGAAGCAAAGAGCUCUUCGCAAAAAAUAACUUAACAGUAGACGUGGAAGCAAUUGAAUCAACAUCAUUACCUUUCUCAACAGUUAUUUAUGCAAGGGAUAACCAUGUCACGCACAACCUGCUUUCGGCUCAGUUUGUGCUUCCUAUCCAUUUGCGGUACCAUGCCCCGAUGAGUGGCAUCAACUUUCACCAGUUUUAUAUCUCUAAACCAACGCUGCUAAUGAAAUGCUCAAGAUCCCUAAGCACAUUAAGUGGUUGCAGCAUUCUUAAGAAGCAUAAGUUGCAGUGCACUCACCAGUCAGCAAAAUUAUGCGAGUGGCAUGAACUACCUUAUAAAACGAAUGCUGAGAAAAUUCCCAUGAGAGUGCCAAUCGGCAAUACCAACAACACCAUUCUUGUGGGCAUGAUUACAUUUCUUGUCACAAUCGGUGGCUGCGUUUGCAUCCUCAGCUCUCUUAUUUCUUUGCCUGUGCCGAAAACGAACUAGAUUGCUUUUGCUCUGGUCUAAAUCAGGAGCAUAUUCUUCCUCAUACAUAUAGAACAGGUGGAUGAAUGAUUGGCUCAAAAUGUUCAGCAGACGGACAAAUCUUGUUCACGAAUGAGCCUGGAAAGCAGUAGACUGUAUCAAACAAUCUUUUGAAACCUUCUCUGCCAUGUCGGUCUCAUUAGCACGACACCACUGAGUUUUCAUAGCAUGACGCUGGGAUCACAAGGCAAAAAUCAGUAAACUGACAUCAGACCUUGGCGUCAGCUGCUGGCCAACUUUGAGCUAUAGAAUUUUCUUGAGCCUGGUAGCAGAGUUUUUUAGUUGUCCACAAAGUUUUUCAUUCUUUUAAAUUUGGACGUCAUUUUGCAGGAUCAAAUACACAAAAUCACAGCAACUUGCAGCAGAUAUCUAUCAACCAAUGAUGCACUUAUUCGUGUUAAUUGCUCAAGGCAACGCUGACAAAACUAAGGUUAAAGAAUUCAUAGAAUGAGGUGGAUGAAGCAAGCCACGUUGUAUUUUGAGCAGCAACACUUUGGUCAAUAUCGGGCAAUCAUCGCCUUACAGAACAAGUGAAUGACGGACUUCAAGGCAACUGACAUGUAGAGAUCAUAAUGAACCUCUGCAAAUGGAAAUGAGAGACAGAACGGAGAAUCAUUAGCAGAAAUUUACAAGUUGAAGCUUUAACUCUCAGACAAUGAGAUUUCUCCUGUCCAAGAGUUUCAGCUUCUUCACAGACGGAGCAACUCUGGUUUUUUGUGAAGGAGAAAAUAUUUUUACCUGGAAAACCCCUUGGAACAAGCGGAGUCCAGUCAAGCCUUUCCAGCCCAAAUACGAAACGAUGAUCGGCGAUGUGCAGGCUAAAAUGCUACCAACUGUCGUACUCAUAGCCAACAAGUACUUAUUGUUAAUGAAACGGCCAAGAACUGCAGCU